Messenger RNA from Sarcophilus harrisii (Tasmanian devil), 3219 nucleotides. RefSeq names its product dual specificity tyrosine phosphorylation regulated kinase 1B (gene DYRK1B). Gene Ontology annotation, cellular component: nucleus. Lineage: Eukaryota; Metazoa; Chordata; Mammalia; Dasyuromorphia; Dasyuridae. The record is from RefSeq and is a predicted model, not a curated record. Gene Ontology annotation, molecular function: protein serine/threonine/tyrosine kinase activity; ATP binding; protein serine/threonine kinase activity. Gene Ontology annotation, biological process: peptidyl-serine phosphorylation; positive regulation of DNA-templated transcription; peptidyl-threonine phosphorylation.
GCCGCGGUCUCUCCGGCCCCCUCCCCCCCGUUCCCCUAGCUCUCCCGCUCUUUGUUUGGGCAAGAGCCGGCGCGGGCCCCCACCCGCCGCAUCGCGGUCGCUUGGCAACAGCGGGCCGGCUCCCCGCCAUUGGCCGGCGCGCUGAGCCCCUCGGGCCAAUGGCAGGCCUGUUGCCAUGGCAGGGGUCAUGUUGCAGCCGCCUCGUGUGCGCCGCGGGGAGCGGGAGCCCGAGCCCGGGAGGCGGGAGGCGGGGCGGGGCGGGAGCCGGAGCAGGCCGCCCCUCGAGCUCAGCGCCUCCUCCCCCCUCCCCCGCCGAGGGGGGCUAGGGGAGGGGGGGCCCGGGCCGGGCCGGGCCGGGCUGGUGGGGUGCUAUGGGCGUCGGAGGAGAGGCUUCUCUGGCCCCCGGUGCGAGCCCAGGCUUCCUUGUGAGACAGGCCGGGCUGGAAGUUGGGGGGAGGGCAGUCCUAGGCCCAGGCCAGCAGCUGUAGGGUUAACCCCGUCCUCCCUUCCGUCCCCCGCCCUCCUCUCCCCCUUCCACCUGCUCAGCUCCCCCCUCCAGGCAACCUCGGCUGACCCCCCUCCCCCUCCCGGCGGCUGCUGCUGUCACCCAGCGGACGGGACAGGACAGGGCAGGGCAGGGGCCGGGGGCCGCCUAGGGGCCUAGGGCCAGGCCAGGCAGCUCGCACUCGAGCACCCGUCCACUUCUGUCCCCCCUCGGGGCUCCCACCCUCCCUGCCCGACAUGCUGACUGCCCGACUGCCAGACUGGGGACCCCGCCGGCCACCUGCCCGUGGCUCCCGACAGCCCCCCAGCGUGGGUCCCGGCGGUGCUGGUGGCAGCAGCUGUGGUGCAGGAUGCGAGAAGUCGCCCCCCAGCCGGGCUCCUGCUCCGGGCCUUGCUUCCCUUCGGCCCUCUGAGCCGGACAUGGCCGCCCCUCCCAGCCAUGGUCCUUUCUCCGGCUUUCCAGCCCCCCAGGAGCAUACACAGGUGGUGCCAGAUGUCCGGCUGCUCCAGCGACGGCUCCCGCUGGCCUUUCGGGAUGCCACCUCCGCCCCGCUCCGGAAACUCUCUGUGGACCUUAUCAAGACCUACAAGCACAUUAAUGAGGUGUACUACGCCAAGAAGAAGCGUCGGGCCCAGCAGGGGCCGCCCGAGGACGCGAGCACAAAGAAAGAGAGGAAGGUUCUGAACCACGGCUACGACGACGACAACCAUGACUACAUUGUGCGAAGCGGGGAGCGGUGGCUGGAGCGCUAUGAGAUCGACUCGCUCAUUGGGAAGGGCUCCUUUGGGCAGGUGGUGAAGGCCUAUGACCACCAGGCCCAGGAGCUGGUGGCCAUCAAGAUCAUCAAGAACAAGAAGGCGUUUCUGAACCAGGCGCAGAUUGAGCUGCGGCUGCUGGAGCUGAUGAACCAGCACGACACGGAGAUGAAGUAUUACAUCGUGCAUUUGAAACGACACUUCAUGUUCCGAAACCACCUGUGCCUGGUUAUCCUGUCCCUCAAUCUGCCGACCUGCUCCAACCGCACUUCCGGCGUCUUGAACCCCCGGCUGGCCCAGCAGCUCUGCACACCCCCUGCUCCUGGCCCCCCGGCCAGCAUCAUCCCUGACCUCAAGCCCGAGAACAUCCUGGUUUGUGGCCCGGGGAGGGGCUCCGGGCUGGGGGCGGCGGAGGGCAGGGAGUCCUGACCGCGCCUGCUUUGUCUCCAGAUCUACCAGUACAUCCAGAGCCGCUUCUACCGCUCCCCUGAGGUGCUCCUGGGGACCCCGUACGAUCUGGCCAUCGACAUGUGGUCUUUAGGCUGUAUUCUUGUGGAGAUGCACACGGGAGAGCCCCUCUUCAGCGGCUCCAAUGAGGUGGACCAGAUGAACAGGAUUGUGGAAGUGCUGGGACUGCCCCCAGCCCCCAUGCUGGAACAGGCACCCAAAGCUAGGAAGUACUUCGACCGGUUGCCUGGAGGGGGCUGGACCCUGCGGAGGAGCAAAGACCUCAGGAAGGAGUACCAGGGCCCCGGCACGCGGCGGCUGCAGGAGGUGCUGGGUGUGCAGACAGGCGGCCCCGGGGGCCGACGGGCAGGCGAGCCCGGCCAUAGCACAGCCGACUACCUCCGCUUCCAGGACCUGGUGCUGCGCAUGCUGGAGUACGAGCCGGCCGCCCGCAUCAGCCCCCUGGGGGCCCUGCAGCACGGUUUCUUCCGCCGGACGGCCGACGAGGCGACCAACACGGGCCCCUCGGGGAGCAGCACCUCCACCUCGCCUUCUCCGGCCCCCGACGCCUCCCACUCCUCUAGCGCAGCCAGCUCUGUCUCCAGCUCUGGUGGCUCGAGCGGAUCGUCCAAUGACAACCGAAGCUACCGAUACAGCAACCGGUACUGUGGGGGCCCGGGGCCCCCGGUGACGGACUGCGAGAUGCACAGCCCCCAGGUCCCACCUUCCCAGCCGCUGCGCCCUUGGGCAGGGGGAGAUGUGGCCCACAAGCCUCCCCCGGGCCCCGCCCCAGCCUCUUCUUCCUCCUCUUUCCACGGGGCCGGUGGCCGGCCUUCGGCCCAGGCUGGCUCUUCUUCAUCCUCUUCACCGCCUCCCCCCGAGCUGAUGGACGUGAGCCUUGGAGGCGGCCCCCUGCUGCCCCCACCUGCUCCACAGGACUGUGCCCCACUCCGCCCUGCUCCCCCUCUCCAGCACCCGGCCACUUCGGCCUUCCGGACUCGGACCACAGGGGGGGGCGGCCCCAGGGGCGGGGGCCGGCCGCCGAUCCCCCCACCUGAGGACCCGGCCCUAGGCCCCCGCCUGGGUCUCUGUGGUGUCCCCCAGAGUACGGCCGCCAGCUCGUGAUCCCCUGCCCCCCUGGGGCCCCCCGAAGCCAUACCCCUUCCCCCUUGGGGCCCCUGGGCUCAUGCCUUCCCUCCCCCAGCCUUCCUCCCCUCUCAACUGGAAUUGCUGCUACCCAGUGGGGGGGAGGGGGGGCACCUGCACUGACCUGACUGGGGGCUGGGGCCGAGAAGAGGAGGGGGUAUGACCCCUACCCCCCUUGUCCCCCCAUGGACUGGCUCCUCGGCCCUGCUGGCCCCUUUGUUUUCUAUUUAUUGUACCAAAGACUGGCAGCCCUGGGGUGGCUCCCCUGCUCUCCACCCUGGGGCUGGGGGGGGUGGGGUGGGGAGGCAUCCGCAGGAGUCUGGGGCGCCCUGUGCUGUACCCAAGUAAAGAGCUUUCUCACACGCC